CUUCCUUUUGACUAAAGCAGCUUAAACGUGAAGGAGAAGAUAAACGACUGACCGCUCAACCACCGACUGGCACAUUGCGGUCGCAACCGUAGCGGACAACCAAAGUGCCCAUCGUUGUGCGCCGCCUUAUCACUUUCGAAACUCAUUUCUCUCUCUUACAUCUUCGAUACAAUUAUCAACAUCUUCCCACUGACGAAUCGCUCAGUUUUUUUAAACGUGUCGUCGAAAGUUUUAAUUUUCGUGCCAAAAGAAAAACAUUUUUUCGCCGGUGAAUUUUUUUGAUUUUGUUCGUCCUCUUUUCCUACCGAGCGGAGGGAUUCUCCUUUCAACGUGAGCUGUUGCGUCAUGGUCAUCUCAAUGUGCUCCAAAAGCUCCUCAUCCUCAACGGCCAACAUGGACUGGGACAUCAACGACAGCAACAUCCCAAAGGUGACUCGCUAUGAUCAUUUCAACGACUGGGUAGACGGCCACGUGCGGCUGGUCUAUCGGCCGGACUGCGAGGAGGCCCGCCGACACGGCUCCGGCUGGGCCAUGAGAAACACCAACAAUCACAACGUUCAGAUCCUCAAGAAAUCGUGUCUGGGCGUUCUCCUCUGCUCCAACCGGUGCAUCCUAGACACGGGCGAGCAGGUCCACCUCAGGCCGGCCAUCUGCGACAAAGCCAGGAAGAAGCAACAAGGUAAACCGUGUCCUAAUCGUCGAUGCAACGGCCGAUUGGAGAUCAUCGCCUGCCGAGGCCAUUGCGGCUACCCGGUGACUCACUUUUGGCGACACACGGAGCACGCCGUCUUUUUUCAGUCCAAGGGCGUUCACGAUCACCCCAGACCCGAGGCCAAAUCGACGGCCGAGCAGCGGCGGUUGCGCGGAGCCGCCGCCACCCUGGGAGCCGGACUCCAUCACACGGCUGGAUCGGCCGGCGGAUCGUCGGGAUACCGACGCACCAGAGGCCUAGCUCUUCUCCUUGCCCGCUCCCACCAAAAAGCCAACAAGAAUGUUGCCGGUCAUUCUUCCAAACGUGAUAAAAAUAAGGGUGUGGCCACGACCAUUAUCAAAGAUGAGUGUCCACUUCAAGUCAGUCCGGCUGUUCCGAUGAUGAUGCCGGCAGUUGAGCCGGCCUCGAUGCCCGUCUCAGUCGACUACCACCACCAAGUUCACAUGGAUGAUAAUUAUCCAUCGAUAGCCGCUUAUCCGACGGAAGUGCACGACCAUUCGCUUUACUACCACAGCCAUCCGCACCAGCAACAGCAGCAGCAUCAACACCAACAGCUGAUUGGCGAUCCUUCGACGAUGAUGGACAGUUCCUACAGUUUGCCUUGUGACUACAACAAUUCCGCCGGCUAUUGCCCGGCUGAUCUCCAUCAGGCCAACUAUCCCUACCAGCAGCAGCAGCACUACGCCACUGCGGCCGCUCCGUCCGUCGCCGGAGCGCCCGACGCCCAAUCUUCUUCCGGCUAUUACAGCUCGCCCGUCGUCGAUCACCACCACCAGCAACAACAACAGCAACAACAACAUCACUACGCCACGCAUCAAAUGACGGACAACAGCAGUUCAGUGUCGUCGCUGAUGGUGUCGACGCCCUACGAUUGUUACUCCAACAGUCACGACCAUUUGGAGUUGAAGUACCAGGCGGCCUUUGUCGACGCCCUGGAGAGCAACCACAACAACACUUCGAUGGAGAGUUCGUCCGUCGAGGGAUCGGUGGCGGUGGCCGGCAGCAACAACACGUCGGCCACGACGGCCAACGAGAUGGAAGCCGAUCCUCUGCAAAUUCAUUCCAACCUGGUCCAGCAGAUGCCGACGCCCGAAUUCCAAUACGAGUACGAAACCAAUUACGGCAACAACGAGUGGACCAUGACGACGGCGGGGGGCCACUACGGCGCCAACAGUUACCCGACGGCCAGCCUCACGAACCUUAAUAGCGAGGCCUAUCCGGCCGACAACAGCCUGACGGGCUGCCCGUCCGAGUCGGACAUGCCCAUCCUGCCCAACUACUGUUUCGCCGCUUGCGUCUUCACGACGCCGCCGGCCUCAUCCGAGCCGGCCAUCGGCACCCACGGCGGCACCAAAGUCGAGAUCGGCACCUAUUCGCCGACGGCCCGCCACUUUGAGUCGUCGUCCUACGACAACAACAACGCCAACAACAAUUACCAAACACUAAACGAAGAACCUCUUCAUCCGGCCUUAUGAGAGAGUCUCCAUUAGAAAAUCCGUCGCCUUUUUAAUGUCGAACUGUUUGUGUUACGCAAGCGAAACUGAAAAAACUGUCGUGCCUUUUUGUGACACGCUCCAAUCGCAACAUUUUCUUGAUAAUGAAAUCAGAAUGAAAAAAGAAACGAAUGUGUAUGAUUCAUUUUGGAUCCGUAUAAUCUUUUGUGCUGUUUGUUUAUGUUUGUCGAUCUCGCCAUUCUUUUGAUAUCUUGCGUGGGAGUAAUUUAAAAAUUUGUGUCAAUGAAAAUGGGAGUGAAAAUGAGUUCUGAAAAUUGUACAAGUUUGGGAAACAUUGAUUUGUUUAUCU
Messenger RNA from Daphnia pulex (common water flea), 2515 nucleotides. RefSeq names its product transcription factor glial cells missing-like. Gene Ontology annotation, molecular function: DNA-binding transcription activator activity, RNA polymerase II-specific; RNA polymerase II cis-regulatory region sequence-specific DNA binding. Gene Ontology annotation, biological process: gliogenesis; regulation of transcription by RNA polymerase II. The coding region runs from base 346 to 2187 and encodes 613 amino acids. The transcript has 6 exons. Lineage: Eukaryota; Metazoa; Arthropoda; Branchiopoda; Diplostraca; Daphniidae. Gene Ontology annotation, cellular component: nucleus. The record is from RefSeq and is a predicted model, not a curated record.